CCGCGUCCCCGCGCCGUCUCCUCGGCCUGCGCCGCCGCCGCUCGUGGUCCGGGUCGCGCUCCUUCCGCUCCGCCGCCUGCUCGCGAGUGCUGCCCGGCAGGCCGCCAUGGCGAACGUGGCCGACACGAAGCUGUACGACAUCCUGGGCGUCCCUCCCGGCGCCAGCGAGAACGAGCUGAAGAAGGCAUACAGAAAGUUAGCCAAAGAAUACCAUCCUGAUAAGAAUCCGAAUGCUGGAGACAAAUUUAAAGAAAUAAGUUUUGCAUAUGAAGUAUUGUCAAAUCCAGAGAAGCGGGAGCUAUAUGACAGAUAUGGAGAACAAGGUCUACGGGAAGGUAGCGGCGGAGGCGGUGGCAUGGAUGAUAUUUUCUCACAUAUUUUUGGUGGAGGAUUGUUUGGCUUCAUGGGCAAUCAAAGUAGAAGUCGAAAUGGCAGAAGAAGGGGCGAGGACAUGAUGCAUCCCCUGAAAGUAUCUUUAGAAGAUCUGUAUAAUGGCAAGACAACCAAACUACAACUUAGCAAGAAUGUGCUUUGUAGUGCAUGCAGUGGCCAAGGUGGGAAGUCUGGAGCUGUUCAGAAAUGUAGUGCUUGUCGGGGUCGAGGUGUGCGCAUUAUGAUCAGGCAGCUGGCUCCAGGAAUGGUGCAGCAGAUGCAGUCUGUGUGCUCUGAUUGCAACGGAGAAGGAGAGGUCAUUAAUGAAAAGGACCGCUGUAAAAAAUGUGAAGGGAAGAAGGUGAUUAAAGAAGUCAAGAUUCUUGAAGUUCAUGUAGACAAGGGCAUGAAACAUGGACAGAGAAUCACAUUCACUGGGGAAGCAGACCAGGCCCCGGGAGUGGAGCCUGGAGAUAUUGUUCUUUUGCUACAGGAAAAAGAACAUGAGGUAUUCCAGAGAGAUGGGAAUGAUUUGCAUAUGACAUAUAAGAUAGGACUUGUUGAAGCUUUAUGUGGAUUUCAGUUCACAUUUAAGCAUCUUGAUACUCGUCAGAUUGUGGUGAAAUACCCCCCUGGCAAAGUAAUUGAACCAGGAUGUGUCCGUGUUGUCCGAGGUGAAGGAAUGCCGCAGUAUCGUAACCCCUUUGAAAAGGGGGAUCUUUAUAUAAAGUUUGAUGUGCAGUUUCCUGAAAACAACUGGAUCAACCCAGACAAGCUUUCUGAAUUAGAAGAUCUCCUGCCAUGUAGACCAGAAGUUCCUAAUGUAAUUGGAGAGACAGAAGAAGUAGAGCUUCAGGAAUUUGAUAGUACUCGAGGCUCUGGAGGUGGUCAGAGGCGUGAGGCCUAUAAUGAUAGCUCUGAUGAAGAAAGCAGCAGCCAUCAUGGACCUGGAGUGCAGUGUGCCCAUCAGUAAACUGCAGGCGGCUGCACAGGUGGAUUUUCUUUCCACAAAAUUUGCCGGAUUUGCCAGCUGCUGGAGUACCUGAGUCCAGAUGAACUGAUGGACAUCUGUUGAUCUGUGUAACUUCUAAAAUUGGUAUAGUAUCCACAGAGUGUAUAAUUUAAACUAACCACAAAGCUUUACAUCUUCAUUUCGACUGUUCUGUAGCAGAGUAAAGCACUUGAAAUAAGACUCCCUUUCACAUGUGGGUUAUAAGUUUCAGUCCUGGUAUCUGCUUGAUUUUUAUCAGUUUGUGUAGACUUUAUGUUUCAUAUUUUAAACUCAAAUCCAGCAUUGUAAAGUUUGUACAAUUUGUCCUAAAGCUUUGUGUUUGGCUGCACCUGCAUAAGCUGCUACAAAUAGAUAAAGAAUUCAUAGCCUGUAUCUAUCAUUUAGAUGCAUGGAAAAAUGGGCUUUGCACACAAUGGGUUUGAAGCUGACUGGGAACAGUAGAAAAAAUUACAUUAGCCAUGGUUGUAAAGUUUUUUGGCUUUUUUUUUUUUUAAACCAUUUUGUGAAAGGUUUCUGAAACUUGAUAAUAAAAAGCAGUUGGUGUAAAUUAUUCUGUGUCACAUUUUUAGAAAGAAGAACAUAUUUUAAACUGUAAAAAGUAUCCUUACACUGAGAAGUGAAUCUUUGGUUCUGAUUUUUAAACAGCCCUUAAAAAUCCCAUUGGCUUGAAGCUUAUUUAUGCUUCAGGUACCUGCCGGUUUUAUAGUUUACAAACAUUUAAUGUUGGUUGAAACAGGCUGUAUUGACUUCAGUUGGUACUCUGUAGCAUCGAGAAAACAUCCAAGUUAUCUAACUUCCAGGUUACCCUGAAAAUGGGGACACGCCCAGGCUUCUGUUUCCUUUGAAAAUAGGUGGUAGCAGCUGAAUAGUAGAACCAUGUUUACACAGGCCUGUUAACCCUGUUUUAAUUAAAUAUUAUGAAAACUUGCUCUGUCUCAUUAAGUUGAAUAUCUGACUUGGGGGAAGCAUUGACUAAUAUUCACAAAGUGGCUGAGCCAGUGGUGAGGAGGGUUCAGUUUGAUCCGUGUCCUGGUCCACACCUAGCUUUAAUUACAGCCAUCCUAAUGGAAUGAAAGGGUGUGUUUCCAUCCUCUGGGGAUUACUUUUUUCACUCUGUAGUGGUUUUUUUUUAAACAUGCUAAUUUAAGGUCCAAAUGACACCAGGUAUAUACACAUUUUAUGUUUGUCAAAGGAACAACAGGACAAAAAUGGAAAUUUAGAUUUUUUUUCAGUGUAUUAUACCAUCUCUGAGUCUAACAGCACAUUUCUAGAGAUUAGAACCUGGAUGAAAAAAGGUCCCCAAGCUAAUCAAGACCUGUGAGGGUUAAAUUACUGCCCUAUUCACUCUACCUCCAUUGUACAUUGGGCAAGAUGCAGCAGCAUAAUAGUUUUGUAUUUGAGGUUAUUUCCCCACAACACUUUUAAGCCUAAGUAACCGCAGUGAUAAUAUAAACUUUGUAGCCUUUCCAAUAAAGGUUUAUAAAACAGUUA
Messenger RNA from Mesocricetus auratus (golden hamster), 2875 nucleotides. It is a transcript of the gene Dnaja2, whose product is annotated as DnaJ heat shock protein family (Hsp40) member A2. Gene Ontology annotation, biological process: protein refolding; response to heat. Gene Ontology annotation, cellular component: cytoplasm; cytosol. Gene Ontology annotation, molecular function: ATP binding; Hsp70 protein binding. The record is from RefSeq and is a predicted model, not a curated record. Lineage: Eukaryota; Metazoa; Chordata; Mammalia; Rodentia; Cricetidae. The transcript is spliced from 9 exons. The coding region runs from base 107 to 1345 and encodes 412 amino acids.